Messenger RNA from Penicillium macrosclerotiorum, 270 nucleotides. RefSeq lists its product as uncharacterized. NCBI's taxonomy places the organism in Eukaryota, Fungi, Ascomycota, Eurotiomycetes, Eurotiales, Aspergillaceae. The coding region runs from base 1 to 270 and encodes 89 amino acids. The record is from RefSeq and is a predicted model, not a curated record. The transcript has a single exon.
AUGGCGCCUAUGCUGGACUGGGCAGUUGCUAGUACAGAGGUUGAGCUUUUCGUACUAGUGGUUUGUAAUGAAAUGGAUGCAGUUGAUGGAGCAGAUAUUUCUGAAGUAGUAAAAGUGGAGGUUGAUGUAGUUGAGCUUGUGCGGGAUAGUGUGCUUGAACUAGAUGCCUGCGAUGUCGAUGUUGUCUGGGCGGUGGUUGACGAGCUCAAACUGUCGCCGUCGGGACACACACCCGACGUGCAGGGAUCGCUUGAACAACAUCCUGUAUAA